CCUGACUCGGCCGACUGGAACUAGAGAACUUCCGAGAGUGUACUGUGACACAUCAAAACAUUUUAAUUCCCUCGCUGUGGUCAUUACUGCUCUAUGUACAACUACUUCAACAGUUGGCUAUGAGGGGAGACGAAGCGGAGAGUGUCCGGUUACACUUUUCAGGUCUAAAUUUAGGGAGACUACGCUGACGCAAGAUGGCUAAAAUCGGUCCUAUGAGUGACAACGGGUACAAGACACUGGAUCCAUGGAAACGUAUCCUACAACUUAGCUGUUAUUGAUGACAGGGUGUAUUUUGGGCCUUUGUUGUCAUCUUUCCGUAACACUUGGGGCUCUAGCGUUUUGUAUAAAGGCGAGUCUUCCAAAAUGCAGUUGUACAGCAGUGCGUUGACACACUAUCCCGGAUCCUCUCGCAAAGUUCCGAUAACUAUCACAAGUGGUACCAUUACUGACCAUUUGCCCAGGACAACAACGAACUCUGCAAAUAAUAAACCGAGUGGGCUUACUCCAACAGUGACCAACGGGAAUCCGGUAGGAGAGACUCAAUCUACCGCAAACAUGCCCGCUGCUUUUUCAUGUUACGAGGCUGCUUCCAUGAAGCCAGUCUACUACACUUCUACCGCAGAGAUAAUCAUUCGUCGGCCUGACGGAGUUGAGAGAUACGUACCAGUGCACAUCAUAAAGGAGACCCAGACAAAACGGCCUCCGUCGGACUCAUAUUCGCAAGAUGUUGUGAUUCAGGCGCGUGACCGAGAUGAUCAUUUGGACACAGACUUGAUUGUGGACUUCAUUGAUCACUUGAGAGGUAGAGGGGAUCUACUCAGUGAUAGUCAAAACGUGGAAUGUGAAAAUAACCUGAUAAACGUUGACAAGAACGAUGGACCAAGUUACAGAAAGUGUGGAGAGAGAAUGAACAUGGCAAAUGGGAAGGGAAAACCCGUUACAAGUGACAUUGUGAACCCAAAACGCCAUCAGAACUUAGAGGCGCAGUCGACCCAUUUAGGCCAGAAUAUCGGAAACUCCCGUGAAAGUAAAAAUGACAGUGAAUACUCAGACCUGGACUCUCCAUCAGGCGAGGCGCAGCUCUUUGAGCUCCGUGUCCUACAGGAGCCGUCUCCGCGGAGAGAUGCAAAAAGGGGCGACAUCAACGACAAGGUGACGUGCUACAUAGCGGAGGUGGAGAAACAGAACAAGUACCUUGAGGAGAGUGCACACAAGUACAGAUUCCACAUCAUCCCUGACGGCAACUGUCUGUACAGGGCGGUGUGCAAAGCCGCCUAUGGAGAGCAGUCUAUGCACAGCGAGCUGAGAGAGCAGACAAUGCACCAUAUCGCCGACCACCUGGAUGAGUUUAACCCCAUCAUUGAGGGAGAUGUCGGGGAGUUCUUGAUCAAUGCAGCUCAGGACGGCGCCUGGGCGGGCUAUCCGGAGCUUCUGGCGAUGAGUCAGAUGUUGAAUGUGAACAUUUACCUAACCACAGGAGGUAGCUUGGAGAGUCCCACGGUUUCAACCAUGGUGCACUACCUGGGGGAAGAUGAUUCGUCCAAACCCGCUGUCUGGUUGAGUUGGCUCAGCAACGGACACUAUGAUGUCUUGCUGGACAGGUGUGUGGCCAACCCAGAGUAUGAUGAGUGGUUUCAUCACUCUCAGAUGCAAAGGAAACGGGACGAAGAGCUGGCCAAGUCGAUGGCAGCAUCACUGUCUAAGAUGUACAUUGAGCAAAACGGUCACAUUUGAAACCAAUAGUUAUUCAACUGCUGCAUUCAAAUGUUAAUCAGCCUCUCUCUCUCUCUCUCUCUCUCACUCUCUCUUUCUCUUUAAA
Oncorhynchus masou masou (cherry salmon) is the source of this 1819-nucleotide messenger RNA. Its product is annotated as OTU domain-containing protein 1-like. NCBI's taxonomy places the organism in Eukaryota, Metazoa, Chordata, Actinopteri, Salmoniformes, Salmonidae. Gene Ontology annotation, biological process: protein K63-linked deubiquitination. The record is from RefSeq and is a predicted model, not a curated record. Gene Ontology annotation, molecular function: cysteine-type deubiquitinase activity. The coding region runs from base 364 to 1734 and encodes 456 amino acids. The transcript has a single exon.